Molecule: messenger RNA, 2171 nt
Organism: Lytechinus pictus (painted urchin)
Lineage: Eukaryota; Metazoa; Echinodermata; Echinoidea; Temnopleuroida; Toxopneustidae
Exons: 4
Coding region: 812-1285 (157 amino acids)
Source: RefSeq, a predicted model, not a curated record
GUCAAGCUGUGCCGAUGGGGAAAAAGUGCUCCUGAAAUUCUUCAAUUUGAAGCGAGGUUUUCGAGUUUGAAUGCUGUUUUUAACAUUAUCAUUUUCAUUAUUGAACUCCUGAUAAUAUAUCGAAGUGACUUUUAUAUGCUGUAAUGGAGUAGACUGUGAGUAUUAAGAUGAAAUAGGUGCAAGUUUCCUGCCUUUACCUGUUUGUAUUCGCCUAUGCAUUAGUACAUACUGUGAACUGUGAUACCGGUACGUGGUUUAAUUCGUCAUGCAUGGAUUCAUCGCGAGCAUGUCUAGACCGACCCGUUUCGAUUCACCGGUAUACAAGCGAGAAGCUCCGGGCAUUACGUAAUAAUGUCAGUGAACCUCUCAGCAACGAAGUAAAAACUGUUAUUAGUGAUCUCGGUAUAUAUAUAACCAAGGAGGUUUAAAUCUCCUUGAUAUAACAAGGCAUCGAGGACGUCGUGGGGGUAGACAUAUUCGUCGUACUUUCAAAGUAUCAUCAAAUCGUGACGAAACUAAAUCAAAAAAUGAACACUGUGCCAAUGAAAAGAAUUUGACUCAUGUCAUCUUCGAACGCAAUUCUACUGAACUUGUACUACCAACUGGUUUUUUUUUUUGCAACUUACAGUCAAUUAAUAACAAAUUAGAUGAACUAGACAUCAUUCUAAAUCAGCAAAGAAUAGGUUUGUGUGUUGUUACAGAGACUUGGCUGACUGCCGACCAACCUGAGAGCUCUUUUUCUAUUGACGGAUACAAAGUAUUUACCAAGACAGUCUAGAAUUGAGCGAAAAGGGGGUGGGGUGGCCAUUAUAUGGAACCCCAAUUCAACCCUCAAUACAUCGAUGGACUACCUGAACCUGGUUAUCUGGAGGUCUCCUGGGUCAAGUUGAGACCUCGUCGCCUUCCCCGUUCAGUGAUAUGUGUCGCAGCGGUCUACUCUCCACCGAAUGAUGAUCAUGGUGAAGACCUCAUUCAGUACCUUCUACGGUGUAUGGACAUACUGAGGACUAAAUAUCAGUCAGCAGGAUUCAUCAUCCUAGGUUGCAGCGAUUGCAGAAGAUGUGGAUCUACACAACCGGGGUGUCUAUCGUGUUUACGCGGACUUGCCUCAUCGGGUAAACGUUCAUCACCUGAAUUAAUGUGGCCUUCUUAUGGAUUCCUCUCAAGUCCCCAUCAUCAAAAGGGUUUCUUCUCAAGAUAUGCAGAUAUGGAAUAUGGAAACUUUAAAUCACAGAAAAAAGAAUCACAGUUGACCGGUUUGCGAUUAAGGGAAAGUCCAAAGUGAAAACAUCAUGGAAGCAGUAACCAGACGUGGAUGGGAUUUAAAAUUCUGAAUAUGAAUGCAAUUGGACUCAUUGAGACUCAUGUGACUUAGUUCAUCCUCACCCUCCCCCCAUCGCAUUAGCCUCCUUCACCAAUGUUUCAUGCAAAUUCUUGAUGAAAAUUGUCAUCGAAUAGGAUUCGAUUCUUAUUACAAUGCAAAUGACUUUUGUAAGGUGAGACCUAAGGACAAUAAGAGGUAUUUCCAAUUGAUGUAUACUAAGGAAGUGUAGGGCAUGCAAUGCAUACUUGACCGUUUUACUUAAUAUAACAAGAGCUUGAUGAUUGGUUAAAAUGCCUGCACCCACUAAGGUGUAAGGCGACAACAAUGUCGUCAUUUAUUGUCAACGAAAACCAUCCUCAUCCCACCCGAAAAUGUUUAAGAAAGUUGAACACUUUUUAGAGGACCUUUAUGGGCCCCUCAUUUAUGAAAUCUUUGUUCCACCACAUAUACACAUACACAUAUGCGAAUAUGAAGGGGGAAAGCCCUUUUCAAAAUAUCGUUUUUAUUUUUUCACACAUUCUUAUCUUAUCAAAUUUGGAUUGAUUGGCAAUUCUUUGAGUAAAAAUGACAAGAUUCUUGUCAUUUGAAGUAGAAUCAUGUCAAAUGUUUAAUAAAUUAAUGUAGCCUAUUUGCCUAUACAGCAUUUUUUUAUAUUACCUGCAUGCACGGGUGCGAUGCAAGGACAUUUUGAUUGAGGCAUACUUAUUUUGCCGACAAACAAGAAAUGCAAGAAAUUAAGUUCCAAACAAUAUUUAAUUAGACCGGUAUUACUUUUAACAAAUUACAUUGCUAUCAUGAUCAGAUAUUUAUGUUCGCGAGCGAAGCACGUGAUCAAAGAACACCCACA